Messenger RNA from Dromiciops gliroides (monito del monte), 2320 nucleotides. It is a transcript of the gene RAD51C, whose product is annotated as RAD51 paralog C. Gene Ontology annotation, cellular component: Rad51C-XRCC3 complex; Rad51B-Rad51C-Rad51D-XRCC2 complex; replication fork. The transcript is spliced from 9 exons. Gene Ontology annotation, molecular function: four-way junction DNA binding; ATP binding; ATP-dependent DNA damage sensor activity. Gene Ontology annotation, biological process: meiotic DNA recombinase assembly; reciprocal meiotic recombination; DNA repair. NCBI's taxonomy places the organism in Eukaryota, Metazoa, Chordata, Mammalia, Microbiotheria, Microbiotheriidae. The coding region runs from base 51 to 1148 and encodes 365 amino acids. The record is from RefSeq and is a predicted model, not a curated record.
GUGGUGCGUCGGGCCACCCGUCCCGCCAGGUGGAACUUCUCGCUGCUGCCAUGCAGCGGGACUUGGGGAGCUACCCUCUGGCCCCGGGCGUGCGAGUAAAACUGGUGAGUGCCGGCUUCCAGACGGCCGAGGAGCUCCUGGAGCUGAAGCCCUCGGAGCUUAGCAGAGAACUUGGGAUCUCUAAAGAUGAGGCUCUGGAAACAAUACAAAUAAUAAGGCGGGAAUGCCCCAUAGAUAUAUCAACAUAUCCUUCUGUAUCUGCAUCAGGCAAGAAAUGUACAGCAUUGGAACUUCUUGAGCAAGAACACACCCAGGGCUUCAUAAUUACUUUUUGUUCAGCGCUGGAUAAUAUUAUGGGUGGUGGAAUACCCCUAACCAAAACAACAGAGAUUUGUGGUACACCAGGUGUUGGAAAAACACAGUUAUGCCUGCAGUUGGCAGUAGAUGUACAGAUCCCAGAAUGUUUUGGAGGAGUAGCAGGUGAAGCUGUAUUCCUUGAUACAGAAGGAAGUUUUAUGGUUGACAGAGUGGUAGAUCUUGCCACAGCCUGUGUUCAGCAUCUUCACCGUAUUGCAGAAUCACACUUGGAAGAAGAGCACCAAAAAGCAUUGGAGAACUUCUCCCUAGAAAGCAUACUCUCCCACAUCUAUUAUUUUCGUUGUCACAACUAUACGGAGCUACUGGCACAGGUUCACCUCCUUCCAGACUUCCUUUUGGAACAUUCAAAGGUCCAGCUGAUUAUAGUGGAUGGGAUUGCAUUUCCAUUUCGUCAUGAUAUUGAUGACCUCUCCCUUCGAACACGGUUACUGAAUGGACUAGCACAGCAGCUGAUCAGCUUGGCAAAUAAUCACAAAUUAGCUGUAAUUUGGACUAAUCAAAUGACAACAAAGAUUGAUAAAAAUCAGUCCUCACUAGUUCCUGCUUUAGGGGAAAGUUGGGGACAUGCAGCUACCAUUCGAUUAAUUCUUCAUUGGGACAAGAAGCAGAGGUUAGCAACAUUGCACAAAUCACCAAGCCAGAAGGAGGCCACAGUACUGUUUGACAUAACGGCCCAGGGUUUUCGAGAUGUUCCUUCUCCAUUAUUACCCACAGAGGAACCUUCUGUGAACCCCCGAAAGCGAUCACGAGAAGCAAGAGAAGAAGAAUAGUAUUUUAAAGAUUUUUCAUCUUGCACUACACAAAAUUUUAUAAAGACUAUUGUGUAUAAGUGCUGGGUACAAUUCUCUCUCUCUCUCUCUCUUUUUUUGCAGGGCAGUGAGGGUUAAGUGACUUGCUAGUAAGUAUCAAGUGUCUGCAGUGUCUGAAGCCAGAUUUGAACUCAGGUCCUCCUGAAUCCAGGGCCGGUGCUUUAUCCACUGCACCACCUAGCUGCCCUAGGGCACAAUUCUCACAGGAAAUAUUUUAACAGUCAUAGAAUACUUCCGAUAUCAACAAUUACCACAGUAUUAAAUUGCCAAUUUAAGAUAGUCACAUCAAUCAUAAAAUGACAUCACCAAAUACUCAUAAGUUAUUUACAUUUGUAUAGAAUACAUUCAAGCACUAAAAAUGGUUGUAAAUAUUAAAAUAGAUAAAAAUAUAUACAUACCAAGUUGAUAUAGUUAACCUGGCACUUUUAUAAAAUAAUUUAUACUCUAUCCACUUCAUUAUUGAUACCUUUAGUAAUUAUUAAAUCAUCCCAAUAAUACAUUGUACAUAAAUCUCUGCUCUACCUAAUUGUAUCACAAACCUAGUAUGCAUGUAUGAUUUGAUAAUACUUCAUGCUAAUUUUAGCUUUGACAGCACAGGCUUAUUAUGAGGAUUUCUACCUUCUAAAAGCAUCCAUAAUCAGUUUGUCAAUAUAUAUUUUAAAAUCUUUUUGACCCUCAUGUUGUACCACUCUGAUAUUUAGAUUUCUUUCUUGAUCUGGCAGUCUUAAGUGUACUACAUUAACUUUAUUGAAUGGAAUAGUUGUGGCAAUGUAUUGUGGUCUAUCUAGUCCUACAUUUAAAAGUAUGGUUACAAUGCCUCUUCUAAACCUGCUACUGUGAUUAAUACAGAUUUAGGUGGGGUCAGGCACUCUUGGAUCAUGUCUACAGGUUGUGCUAGUACCUAGAUGAUAAUGGCAGUGGGAGAUUUUUGUUUAAUCCUCUUUUCCUUCAGCAUUUAUUUGCCAUGUUAACUAAAGCAUUAGGUACUGAUUAAAGGAGCACAGACUAACCUUACAUAGUGUAUUAAUCACCAGUCAGACAGGUAGAAGUGAUUAAAGUUUAUUGGUAGAACUAGCGGAUCAAUAAUUUCAAUGAAUGUUUCACUGUGGUGCCAGGGAGUAACCAUUAAAAGC